AUGAAAAAAAAAAUUUUUUUAUAUUUUAAGUCAAAUAAAACUCUAUAUAAAAUUUAUAAAAUAUAUUUAUAUAUAAAAAAGAAUAAUAAUUUAAAUAUAAUUAAAUUAGGUAUUUAUAAUCCUAAAUUAAAUAUAAUUUCUUGUAUAUAUUAUAUAUUAUUAAAAUAUUUAAAAUAUAAUUUUAUAUUAAAUAAAAAUUUAAUAAAACUUUUAUUAUAUAAUAUAAAAAAAAAUAAGAGAAAUGACAGAGAGGUUUAUUGUAUUUGA
Molecule: messenger RNA, 267 nt
Organism: Plasmodium gonderi
Lineage: Eukaryota; Apicomplexa; Aconoidasida; Haemosporida; Plasmodiidae
Source: the annotation of a RefSeq genome assembly